AUGGAAGGCGGGAGGCCCUCCAAGGGGAGAUUCCUCCUCUGCCUCACUCUCAGCCUUCUGCUUCAAGAACAAGGUGACACUUUCACCAUCAAUUGCUCAGGCUUUGACCAGCACGGGCUGGAUCCUGCUGCCUUCCAAGCAGUGUUUGACAGAAAGGCCUUCCGUCCUGUCAUCAACUACAGUAUACCCACUCAUGUCAACAUCUCCUUCACCCUAUCUGCCAUCCUGGAAGUGGAUGCACAGCUCCAGCUUCUGACAUCAUUCCUAUGGAUGGAUUUGAUGUGGGACAAUCCUUUUAUUAGCUGGAAUCCAGAAGAGUGUGUCAGCAUCAAUAAACUCAGCAUAUCAGCUGAAUACCUGUGGCUCCCUGACAUCUUCAUCGUGGAAUCCAUGGACACGCAAAGGGCCCCUUCAGGUCUCACAGCGUAUGUCAGCAGUGAAGGUCGAGUCAAGUACGACAUGCCAGUGCGGGUGACCAGCAUUUGCAACCUGGACAUCUUCUACUUCCCUUUUGACCAACAGAACUGCACUUUCACCUUCAGUUCCUUCCUCUACACAGUGGAGAGCAUGCUACUGGGCAUGGACAGGGAAGUGUGGGAGAUCGCAGAAACGUCUCGUGACAUCAUUCAGACCCAGGGAGAGUGGGAACUACUGAGCAUCAGCAAGGCCACCCCAAAGAUGUCAGUGGGCACCAGCGUGUAUGACCAACUCAUGUUCUAUGUGGCCAUCAGGCGCAGGCCCAGUCUCUACAUUAUAAACCUCCUGGUGCCCAGCAGCUUUCUGAUUGCCAUCGACGCCCUCAGCUUCUACCUCCCGGCAGAAAAUGAGAAUCGUGCUCCAUUCAAGAUAACCCUUCUGCUGGGCUACAACGUCUUCCUGCUCAUGAUGAAUGACUUACUCCCUAACAGUGGCACCCCCCUCAUCAGUGUCUACUUUGCCCUCUGUCUGUCCCUGAUGGUGGUCAGCCUGCUGGAGACCAUCUUCAUCACCUACCUACUGCACCUGGCCACCACCCAGCCCCCACCCAUGCCUCGCUGGCUCCACUCUCUGAUCCUCUACUGUGCCCGCCCUCUGAAGUGCUGCCCCACUAGGCCCCAGCAGGGAAACAGGAGCCUGGGCCCCACUCCUGCCCACCUGCCUGGUGUGAAGGAGCCUGUGGAGUUGGUGGGGAAGGAGCCAGGUCCCAGGGAGGCAGAGGUAAACGGGCGUGCUGGGUCAACAAGGGCCCAGCAGGAAGAUGAGGCUCAGAAGCAGCACUUGGUCAGCCUGUGGGUGCAGUUCAGCCACAUGAUGGACACCCUGCUCUUCCGCCUCUACCUGCUCUUCAUGGCCACCUCCAUCAUCACGGUCAUUGUCCUCUGGAGCACCUAG
Molecule: messenger RNA, 1371 nt
Organism: Talpa occidentalis (Iberian mole)
Lineage: Eukaryota; Metazoa; Chordata; Mammalia; Eulipotyphla; Talpidae
Gene: HTR3C
Product: 5-hydroxytryptamine receptor 3C
Exons: 9
Coding region: 1-1371 (456 amino acids)
Biological process (GO): signal transduction; chemical synaptic transmission; nervous system process
Cellular component (GO): membrane; neuron projection; synapse
Molecular function (GO): extracellular ligand-gated monoatomic ion channel activity; neurotransmitter receptor activity; transmembrane signaling receptor activity
Source: RefSeq, a predicted model, not a curated record